Acanthosepion pharaonis is the source of this 654-nucleotide messenger RNA. NCBI's taxonomy places the organism in Eukaryota, Metazoa, Mollusca, Cephalopoda, Sepiida, Sepiidae. The record is from the annotation of a GenBank genome assembly.
AUGCAAAAGGGAACAUUGUUAAUGGAUAGCAGCACCAUUGAUCCUUCUGUAUCACAAGAAAUUGCUACCAAAGCUGAGGAGCUGGGAGCUUCUUUUGUGGACUCUCCUGUGUCUGGAGGAGUAAAUGCUGCUAAAGAUAGACUAUUGACUUUUAUGGUUGGUGGCAAGGAGUCUGCAUUUGCUGAGGCUAAAGUCUACCUUGAUAUGAUGGGCAAAAAUGUUAUCCACUGUGGAGCUGUAGGUACUGGGCAGGCUGCCAAAAUUUGCAACAAUAUGCUACUUGCAAUCAGCAUGAUAGGAACAUCGGAAGCAAUGAAUUUAGGCAUAAAGCUUGGCCUGGACGCAAAGAUGUUAGCACAUAUUUUGAAUGUUAGUUCUGGUCGGUGUUGGUCAAGUGAAAUCUAUAACCCAGUGCCCGGUGUCAAAGAAGGUGUGCCAUCCAGCAAUGAUUAUAAAGGGGGCUUUGGUACAGCCCUUAUGACAAAGGACUUGGGGCUUGCCCAGAAUGCUGCCAUUAACACAAAGAGUCCCACUCCUCUUGGAAGCCUCUGCCUACACUUAUAUCGGAUUAUGUGCAACACUGGAUUUGCAGAGAAAGAUUUCUCAUCAGCUUUUAAAUUUUUACAGGAAAUGGAAAAUCGAAAUUUCCCUUGA